This is a messenger RNA of Folsomia candida, 1372 nucleotides long. RefSeq lists its product as uncharacterized. The transcript is spliced from 6 exons. Lineage: Eukaryota; Metazoa; Arthropoda; Collembola; Entomobryomorpha; Isotomidae. The coding region runs from base 235 to 906 and encodes 223 amino acids. The record is from RefSeq and is a predicted model, not a curated record.
AAGGUUAACCAUGCGGUUAAGUACUCCGACUGAAAAGAUCAGGAUUGUAUACAAAACGUGUUGAAACCUGUCUUCGUUUGGUCGUCUGUUUUUCGUUUGCGGUUUUUUUUUUCAUUGUCUUGGCCUCAGUCAUCACCUCAUCACUCACUCAGGAGGAGAUCAUCAUUACUCGCAAAUCACUCGAUCGCUCAUGGGAAUUAAAUUCUUCAUCAUUAUCGAAAUUGUUCAUUAAUAAUGGAUGUCGCCCAGCUUUUCAAUCCACUCAGUCCCCUCGUUCAUGUGCUGGACCAGUUGUCGGACCCCCUACCCCCUGUUCAUGGUCUGGACACAAUUUGGGAAUUUGACGAUAUAACUGGGGCCCCUAUAUUUCCAGAUCAAACCAAUGUUUGGAAGCGUUUUCUCCCGUCAACCUUUCUCACAACAAAUUUUGCGUCCACACCAGCGGGGAUAUCGUUUGUGCAUGGAAUGCAAAAUGGAGGUGAGAACUUCACUGUGGACUACGAUGCGAAUAAUGGCGAGUGUGGUCAAGCUCGAGUUAGUCUCCUUUCUUUAAUUCUUCAAAAUGACGUGAAGAAAAUUCUGCUUUAUGAUGCUGGCCGAUUCCUCAACGUGACCAAGACUGUUGCUCCACUGUUGCCAUACGACGACAUUUAUCCUUUGCAGGCAUUGAGGACCACAUCUCCUCGAAAAAGUAGUCCAGUUCUUCUUGCAGAGAUCAACCUGAAUUCUCAAAGGGGCUUUACUGGGGCCGGUACAUUUUGGUGUCGUCAUCCUUUGUGCACCCGGGGCCCGCUGAUGACAUCAUCGCCCGUGGUUCAAUGGGGCCCUGCUGCAAAUCAGGUGCUACAUUUGAGGUCGAGGUUAACAUGUUCAAGUAACAACACUGUAUCAUAUCCACUGUUCUGAGUGUUUACGACAAGGGGUAUGGACGAAUUACGUGGGUGAAAGCGAACGGGGUGAGGGGGAUAACAUACAUACGAGAAUUACGCAGCACGUUAAUCAAUUCAGCCAUCAACCCCACUCCAAUUCGUACAACCACAAGAGCAGCGAAUUUUACGGAAUUGUAUCGGGAAGGAUGGAGGGGAUUGACCAGGAUGAUGAUCAAUUAAUGAGGGAUCCUUAUGUUCACUUUAACUAUCUUCAUCGACCUGAGCACCGUCGAUAUACUAUACUCGAAGGAGGAUUCGUUAGCAAUUACCAGAGACGUGGCCAUGAAUAUUUGUUUGCAUUGAAACAUGGGGGUUUUGUAUACAAUCCGGAAAAUUUCACAGGAGCAUUGAAUCAUGUUUAAUGUUUCGUCGACUUACCUAGUAGAUUAAGAUUACGUAGUAUAUAUUUAUUUUUGUGUUUUUAUCUUAUUUCUGAAUCAACA